This is a messenger RNA of Schistocerca gregaria, 5479 nucleotides long. RefSeq names its product peroxisomal leader peptide-processing protease-like. Lineage: Eukaryota; Metazoa; Arthropoda; Insecta; Orthoptera; Acrididae. The transcript has 13 exons. The record is from RefSeq and is a predicted model, not a curated record. Gene Ontology annotation, biological process: protein processing; regulation of fatty acid beta-oxidation. Gene Ontology annotation, cellular component: peroxisome. Bases 677 to 2032 code for a protein of 451 amino acids. Gene Ontology annotation, molecular function: serine-type endopeptidase activity.
AAGUGAGAUUGCAGCUGUAAUUAAGUUCAAUCCAUAAUAAUACUCAAAGUAGGACCGAUAAGCAGACACACUUGAAAGAAAAUUUGCAGCAACGUCCAAACUUGAGUGCUCAUACCUUCGUUAUAUGGGCAGUUGAUUGUACGUGUUGCCUUUUUUUUUUUUUGUUAGGUAAAGAAGGAGUCAGUUUGGAUAACUUUUGUUAGAAAACCAGAUUGCGAUGAGAUGUGCAUUUAUUCAUAGUUGUCGCAUGCGUCCCAUGCGGGAAUUCGGUCGUGAUAACUGAUUGUUGAGUUAUCAGUCACGGCCUUUGUACAUAACGUUGAGGCUCGUUUGUGGAUUACAUGUUAGGAGUGCUGUUAACAGAGAUAUAUAUCUUUUACAUCCUGAAGUGGAAUUUAUGUAUGAUUUGGUAGUCAUGUGGUGCUGAUGUAUUGGUAGUGACAUCUGUUAGUUGACAUCUUAGCUUCAGCAACGUCCGGACCCGUGGAACGCAGCAACUGCAGCAAGCCCUACAACGAGCUUCCGCAAAGACAAAGACUUUCAGUCGCAGGUACGCUCCUUCUUCUCCAAAGGUUCCUACACCAGAAUCCAUGUAGAAAAAAACGUUACUGAAGGGCACGGAAGUCACGCAUCAUCUCAUUUUCCUGGUCUGCGGAAAGAAAAAUAAGGAACAACGAUGUCUGACAGCAUUAGCGAUUCCAGUUACAUGGACGUCUGCGGAGUGAUGUUGGAGUGGGACGUCGCGACUGCCGCCAGCAUCGCUCACUCGGGUACAUUAAUCGGCGGCCGCUGGGUGCUUUCCAUCGCGGACACGGAGCUGCUGGACGAGGUGGGCACGGCGGGCGUGUGGGUGGUGUCGGAGGACGGCGGGCGGGCGCGCGCGGACUUCCGGUGCUCGUGGGCGCUGCGGCCGCUGCCGCUGGGCGAGCUGCGGCUGCGGAGCGCCGCCGCCUCUUCGGACCCGGCGCUGGUGCUGCACCGCCUGCCGGCCGGCCCGGAGCCCGGGGGGCCGCCGCUGGCCGUGGCGGUGGCGCGGCCGGAGCGCGGCGCGCCGCUGCUGCUGGAGGCGACGCCGUUCGCGCACCCGCUGCUGAUCAACGCGUGGGCGAGCGGCACCGUCGCCGCCGUCGCGGGGCCCCUCUUCCUCGCCGACGCCGCCGCCGCCCCCGGCUGCCAGGGCGCGCCCGUCUUCCUCUGCAGAGAAGGCGAGCGGCGCCAGCUGCUGGGCCUGGUACUGGCGCCAACCGCGUACUGGCGAGGGCAGCCGUUCCACUGCGCCGUGGUGCUGGCGCUCGCCGGCAUCCGCCUGGAGGCCGACGCCCUGCUGCCCUUCCACUUUGUGGUCAGCGCGCACCACGGCCCUGUGGCGCUGCCGCGGACGGUGGAGGGCGUGGUGCGUGUGGCGAGCGGCGGCGGCUGGGGCGCCGGCGUCCACCUGGGCGGCGGGCUGGUGCUCACCUGCUCACACGUCGUCAGCGAGGCGCGGGAGGUGGAGGUGCGCGCCGGAGCGGCCGCGUGGCGGGCGCGCGUGCUGUUCGCCGUGCCGGCGGGCCGCGCCUUCGACCUGGCGCUGCUGCAGCUGCCCGACCGGCGAGCGCUGCCGCCCGCCGUGCCCCUCGAGGACCGGCCAGCCGUCAAGGGCGAGCCGGUGCUGACGGCGGGCUACUCUGCGGGCCCCGGCGGCUGGCGCUUCGGCCCCGCGACGGUGUGCCGCGGCCGCGUCUCGCUGGUGGCCCGCGGCGCGCUGCACACCACGUGCCGCGUGCACGCGGGCGACAGCGGCGGCGCCGUGCUGCAGCCCCACACCGGCCGCCUGCUCGCGCUCAUCGUCUGCAACGUCGCCGCCGACGAGGACGCCGACAGCCGCUCCUUACACCCGCGCGUCAACAUGGCCGUGCCCGUCACCGCCGUCGCCGGCACGCUGCGCGCCUUCAUGCAGACACGCGACUUGUCCAUCCUGCAGCAGCUGGACUGCAAGGACGAGGCAGUGCAGCGCGAAUGGCGGUUGGACGCGAGGCGCUCCUCUCUGUGACGUCUGCUGGCCAACACGAGGGCAGCCACUUAACUCUCCUGCGGGCUGCAAGUUCACGGGCGUCGAUUUGUCACAUGCAGACGUCGCAACCUCCACUUGACUCUCUGGCACCACCGAAAUUAUUCGUUCUGUGGGAGAGCUGCUGCCGUAGGCAAGAAUGCAUUCCAGUGCCUUAUCCUAAGACUUCUAGAUGCCAGAUGAAGCGUCUCCUCGUGUAGUGAUGAGCAGAGAAACAAUUCACUUUGACAGCGACUUAAAAUGUGGGACUGUACAAACUAUGAAUGCAUUUUUCCUUGGUGAAUUUUUCCGGAUUAUCGACCGUGUAGCAGCGUCGUCUUGAAGCAAAGUUUCAAUAUGUAAUCUUCAGUUGAACUGAUGGACCCACUCUUUUUCACUGCAUUCGCUUCUCUGAUGAUGGGAAGGGUGCUUCCAGCCUUCGAGUUUGCUCUUUUGAUCCGAGCCUAUUAGGUAGGUUAUGCUGUGCUGACACCAUUUAUUUCAGGUAAUGUAAGGUCAGUUAUACCUCCCAGUUUGGAAAUUAUUUGUAGGUAUUAACAGGGACCAGCCCAGCAUUACAUGAUGGCCACAGGAAGCCUCCGAAAACCAUGGUCUCAGUAUAUAAGAAGUCGUCGUUUAUAAAUUCUGGAACAAGGCGUACCUCGUCUUGUUUGAGGGAGCGUGGGGCCGGCAAUCGAAAGGCAGAAUUCAGCCGUUGGAGAGUGGAGGUGGUGGCGAGCGAUUGAACAGCAUUCUUGGAGUUGCCAGUCCAAUCCGUCCGCUGGCAGCGGCACUCGUCGUGAAUUUGCCGCACAGUGCUGUACAUAGGUACAAACGACACUUCCUGAUUAACUAGGGCUUGAGAUCAGAGUCGCAGAAAUCAUUAGCUGCGUGGAGCCUUCUAUGUCGUUCCAUGGUUGGCUCUUGGGCACUUCGAUUAACGAUGCAAUGAAAAUACGGGCAAGUGACUAUGUAAUAAACUUGUACACGGGUUUUCAAGAAGAUCCACAUGGAGUGUCGCAUCACUGAAAAUUCGCGAACAAUGUUCCCCGCCGGAGAGUAACGCAAACAGAGAUAACAACAGAGGAAAGCGUCUCUCAUUCCCCACAUCCUCUACAAAUGUCAGCGUCUCCGACUUCUGAACUCACUGAGUCGGUCUCCCUAAUACUCCUUUGAGAGAAGAUUUGGUCCAGGAAGACUGUCGUCCUGCAGUAAUAAAGCACUGAGGACCUGCUCCUAAAGAACAAUAAAAUCAUAACCGAUCAAAAUGCUGAAAUGCUUCGGCACACGUUAAAAGCAGUACAUAAACUUCUAAAAUUCGAAGUAUUCGACAUCGGAACUGAGCGAGGUGGCGCCGUGGGAAGGCUCAGGACUCGUAUUGCGGAGGACGGCGGUUCAUAACCCGUUUGACCAUCCAGAUUUAAAUUUUCCAAGAUUUCCCUAAAUCUCUGAACCUGAAUACUGGGGUGAUUUAUUUGAAAAGGCAUGACUGAGUUCCUUCCCUAUGCUACUCCAACCCGAGAUGUACCUCGCCGCUAACAAUGUGGUCGUCUACGGGAUGUUAAACCCUCAUCUUCUUUUUACAUUUUAGACACCACAGCUAUCAGCGAACCACAAUACGAAGGACAUAAUAGACGGGGAGAAGAACUGAGCAGUAAAUGAAGCGACAAACUACUCCUAAGGAGUCUAUAUAAUAACGCUACGGCACGUACAACGGACUCUAUAGAAUAAAAUGGUCGAAACUCUCCGAUCACUGUUCGGCAAUACCGUAAAAACUGUGCGGAAUACCAGUCCAAUUAAAUAAAAUCAGCAAAAGAUAUCGUGUUACCAUUUCCUCUGCCAAUCAGUCGGUAAGGCAUUGUCCUUUCGGCCGUUAAAGUUCUUCCCAGACUAUUUGAAACAAUCACAAAAUAUAGAAAUCUCAGCUACAUCGAAGAACAGAGAUAAAGCGAACCCUAAGCUGCUUAUCGAAAUCUCAGUUAUGGCUGUCCCAUUCCAACACUAAACAGUUUUGACUCCCCCACUCCGCUAUUUAUAGAGAGAGGAUAGUUCUUCAUAAAGUUUAGUAUACCGGAUUUCAUGGACACCUUCAAAUAUUAGGUCGAACGUACAACAAGACAGUGCGUCAGUCAUCUGACUCUAGAUAGAAAGCAACAACAACAGCCUAUCGAGGAUGAAAAUUAGAUAGAGUACUUUGAAAGACCCCGGAAAGAAACCUAGAAGAAGAACAGCCAGGAGAAAAACCUUCUGAAGAACCAACCCUAAUAAAUCAUUAAUUAGAAUUAUCUCAGGAUAAAGGAAAAUACCGAGACCGCUACUCUUACUCUGAACAGAAAGGAAUAAAUCGAGAAAUAAGAAAUUACCACUAAUCCCUCUCAAAAUUAAAACAGAAAAGAGCCCUAGGCCUUCAUAUUUAUAAUAUUUUUAUCCGGGACUUCAAUUCUCACAAACAAAUUAAAAACAACUCCAGUCCCUCGGUUAAUGUCUGAACUGAGGAUCCCUUUCCAUUCACUCCCAAAUGGAAACGCUUGUUCCCAGUUCCCCAGGAUUUGGUUGAAAAGAAUCAAGCUUUACAAUGAGUUUUACCUAAAAUAGCUUGCACUGUAUUUUAGUGCGAAAUGUGAAAUUAAAAAGAAAUAAAUAAAUAGUCUACGUUUGAUGAAGACGAGUAAAAAACUCGUUGAGAGAUUGCUUCAAGACGACGCUCUUAGUCGAUUAACAGCUGGAGUAGAGUUCAACAGAAUUAUGGGUCUAAGAAACAAUACCUCCAUGCGAUACAUUCCCGUAAAACUGUUUAUCUUGAGCGUUACAAAUCAGUUUUCCUGUCAGUGCAGAACAGUCAUACUUCAAUCGAUUUAAGUAACAAAUGAGGUGGUGGAUAGGAAUAUAGGACGAGGUUUCAUAAAAAUAUGCUUCCGAUUUUUCCUUGGUUGGGGGUCACAGUCUUGAUAUACUUUUUGAAUUAAAUCCGAGUCAUUGCCGUCAUUUGACUGUAAGUCUUUCUUAUUUAUUUGUUUCACUAUCACGAUUUCGGUUAUAGAGACAUUUUUAAGUGCUCUGGUGAGAAAAAGUCAGUAACAGGUAUGUGAAUGCUGACUUUUUGUAGCACUGCACUCGAAAAUUCCUCUGCAGUCAAAAUCACGAAUGUGAAAUGGAUGACUAAUAAAAACUUACGGUCAAAUGGUGGCGAUGAUUGUUCUAUAUUUGAAACGCAACCAUUCGUAAUUUUUUAUAGUAUGGACAUAACUUUGGGAUAUGGUUUUUUCGUAUUUUUUUCGUACUGGGUUUUAAUAUCUCUUGCAUGUUUGUAACCGUUGUUGUUUUAUAAUAAACUGCAGACACAGUUUCUUGAAAUCUGUUUUUACAGUGUAAACGCAUCGAUUUGUAACCUUUGUUAAUUUGUAAUAAACUGCAAAUAAAUCUCUUUCAUAUUUUUCUUUUUACAGUGUA